GACUCUGUUUACAAGUGGAGUGCCACCAACCGAAAGAAAACCCCACCCACGGAGAUCCCCAAACCCCCGACAGAUUCGCUAGCGAGAGAGCUCCAGAGACCGUCCUGCGAGCGAAAAUGGCGAUGCGAUGCGCGCUGACCUCCCUCCCCGCGCGCCUCCGGUCCGCGGCGGCGCCCGCGGCCGUGCGCGCCUUCAGCGACGGCAAGGGCCGCGUGCUCAGCGAGGAGGAGCGCGCCAAGGAGAGCGUCUACAUCCAGAAGAUGGAGAGGGAGAGGCUGGAGAAGCUCAAGAAGAAGCAGGAGCAGGAGAAGGCCGACGCCGAGAAGGCCGGCAAGAAGCCCGAGGAGGGAUCCAAGUAAGUGUGAUUUGCACCUGCCUGAAGGCGACCUCGUCUCAGGCGCACCUGGUGGACAUCUGCAGCUUAUAAUGUGUGGAUAUGGAAAAAUAAAUCCUGUAAAACGUCGACAGCGCUGGCCCAUCUGCCAUGUUUUCUGUUUGUCGCGGUCUUGUUCAGGAUGUAAUCCGUGGACCAUACAUUGAGAAUUCGAGUCUCGUUAUCUUUUGUUGGACCGUAUGUUGGUGUCCCCCUUUCUGCA
Molecule: messenger RNA, 596 nt
Organism: Brachypodium distachyon (stiff brome)
Lineage: Eukaryota; Viridiplantae; Streptophyta; Magnoliopsida; Poales; Poaceae
Exons: 3
Coding region: 117-359 (80 amino acids)
Source: RefSeq, a predicted model, not a curated record